AGGAAGUUGAGCGAUAAAAAUAAAAUAAAUAAUAAAAGAAUGGAACAGGUGUUGAGACAUUAAGUUUGUUCGACAAGCAAUUAGUCAUCAUCCUAAAUUAAAAGUAAACAUAACAAUCUCAUCGUCCCAAGCACGUUAACUACUGUCAAGGAAAUAAUGGCUGAAAGUAUAGUGUCAGACUGGAUUAAUGAUUUUAAUGGAUUAGAACCCCAACAAUUAAGGUCAUUUGCUGCACUUCAUAACGAAAAUCAUGAACUUUCGCAAGCAAUUCAUACAAUACUCAACGAUAAAUCCAAACAUCAAGAGUAUCUACAUCCGAUUUGCAAUCAACUGUACAACUUUUAUCGAUCAAACGAGAAUGAGCUUAAGUGCUUUACUCUUCAAUUUUUCCCGAAUCUGAUAUAUCUGUACCUGAAUUCUAUUGCAUGUUCAGAGAAACAUAACUAUCGCUGUGUUGAGACAUUAAUUUUAUGUGCAUAUAAUAUUGAAGUGUGUAAUGAAAACGGUUUACUUAAGUCUGUUUCUUAUCGCAUGCCUGUACUUGCCCAAGCGUCCAUUUAUCACGAGGAGAAAAAUCUGCAUGCUAGUGAUCUAAAGAGAUGGGAGGAGCAUAGCAAUAAGGAAGUCUCUUGGCGAUCGUUACAUCAAGUCUAUAAAAUCACAGCACAGAAUCGAUUGGCCGUGAUGUCAGCAUUAAUGUUUAUAUUUAAUCAACAACUUAGCUUAAUUCAAAAGUCAGCAUUAUAUCAUUUAUGUAAAAAUAGCUCAAAAUUAGCAGCCCAGGGAUUCAUUAAAUAUGGGCAUUCGUAUCGAUCUUCUUAUGGAAAUGAUCCAAUGAAUACUUCCAUUUCGUCAGCUUCUUCCACAACAAGUGCUCCAAAUAUUAAUAAAAUGACUCCAAGAAUUCCGUUAUCACAGCAAUUUCUUUUAGAAGUCUUAAAUGCAAUCUACUUUGCAAUGUUUAAUGAAUUUGCCUCAGCUGGUAUUCAAACCGUCGAUGAUAUUCAUAAUCGAGCAUGUUACGAACUUUAUUCUGAUGUGAUAUUAGUAACUACUGCUAUAAAGAACUCACUCCAAACCAAUCCAUCAGGACAACCGAGCGAUGGAUUAAUGGGCAUCUCAGUUGCUUUAACACCGUCAACGAAUGUUGUUACAGUUUCGAAAUCUAUGAUUACCAAUGCAUCAUUUAGAACCAAGAAACUACCAGAUGACAUUCCAAUUCAAAUUGAUAGCAAUACAAGUGUGAAUCAAUCGAAUCCAAGCGCGCAAUCACAAGCGCAACAACUUGGAAGUAUCAAUGAGGAACAAGAAAGUGAUACAAAUAGUGCUAAGCUUCAACAACAGUCAUCAACAACAAUAGUUCCCACACAAAAGUCGAGUAAAGAAGCUUCGAAGGGUCAUAAGACGGUGGUUAGUGGUUUAAAGAAGCUAAUAGAUCGUGAUAAGGAUUCGAAGGAUAAAGAUAAGGAUAAGGAUGAUGAGGGCAAGAAAAAGGAAAAGGAGAAAGUUGAGAAAGAAUUAAGUAAGGCGGCAAGUGCCAUUAAAAGUGGAUUGAAUGAUACAAAAGAGAAUAUGAAAAAGUUAAUGGGAAAGGAUAAGCAGAAUAGUAAAGCAUCAUUACAGCAACAGACGCAGUCCAAUCAUCAUGAUGAACAUCAAGCUUCUGCCAAUAAUGGAGACAUCAAAAGUUCUCCACUUGUUUUAAUGAAGCGAUCGAGUGAUGUGCUGUCUGACGGCCUUGCAACAGAAGUUUCAUUUACUAAUGCUGUCGACGGAGUCAUUAGUAAUAACAAUGGCACUGGAACUCACGGAAUUAUGUCACCAUUCGAUUCAUUUAAUAGCGAUAGCGAAAGUGAGGUGGAUCAUCCUCAUCAGCAACUCUCUACGUCAUCGUCAGCGUCAGUCAACAUAAUGAUGGACAGCAAUGCGAAGAGUUUAGGUAACGUGCAAGUUAGUCAAGUUUAAAGACACGCAAAAAAUUUUAUGUCAUGUGAAAUUGAAGAUAUUGAGCAUCAUCAUCACGUUGACGGUUCAAUUGGGUAAUAUGUUUCUUUUCCUUUCCUUUACAUUUCCAUUCAUCAUGAAUAAAGUAUGUUUUUCCUUGUUUAAUAUUUUUAUCAUUAUGAUUAUUUUUGGAUGUUGGAUGAUAGAAAACUUUUAAGCAUUUUUUUUAUUUUUGUUAUUAAUUAUCACCGUACAUUGUUUUUCAUAAAUAAAUAUGAACUUAUGACUAUUAUUUUUUGUUAUCCUGUUAAAGAGUUUUCUUUUAUUAUUCCAUAUUAUGCAUUAUUAUCAAACUUGAGAAAGGUUUGACAUUUCGAAUCUAUUAGCAAUUAAAGAGAGAAUAGUUAAAAUAAUCAAAUUAAUUGGAAUGAACUGAAAGAGAA
Messenger RNA from Chironomus riparius, 2387 nucleotides. The record is from the annotation of a GenBank genome assembly. NCBI's taxonomy places the organism in Eukaryota, Metazoa, Arthropoda, Insecta, Diptera, Chironomidae.